UCCGCCUGGUUGCCAGGGCGACGGGUACACACAGUGCGGCCCUGCGCGGGCGCGCAGCCCGCUGCGCCGCCGCCAUGAGCCAGCGGCAGGUCCUGCAAGUUUUCGAGCAGUACCAGCGCGCCCGGACGCAGUUCGCGCAAGCGGUGGCCGAGCUCGCCUCCCGGCCGCAGAACAUCGAGACCCUCCAAAACGCAGGUGUAAUAUCUUUGCUGAGACCUCUUUUGCUGGAUGUUGUCCCAACUGUUCAACAGACUGCUGCUUUGGCUCUUGGGAGACUUGCCAAUUAUAACGAUGACCUGGCAGAGGCAGUCGUGAAGGGAGACAUUCUUCCACAGCUCGUGUGUUCAUUGUCUGAGCAGAAUCGUUUCUACAAGAAAGCAGCUGCAUUUGUACUAAGAGCAGUUGCUAAACAUUCUCCACAGCUAGCUCAGGCAAUAGUUCAGUGUGGAGCACUGGAAAUGCUUGUGAUUUGCUUGGAAGAUUUUGACCCUGGAGUCAAAGAAGCUGCAUCUUGGGCGCUUGAGUAUGUUGCCCGACACAAUUCAGAACUGUCACAAGCUGUGGUGGAUGCAGGCGCUGUUCCCCUUUUAGUGCUCUGUAUCCAGGAGCCAGAAAUUGCUUUGAAAAGGAUUGCUGCUUCAACUCUCAGUGAUAUUUCAAAGCAUUCUCCAGAGUUAGCACAGACAGUAGUGGAUGCAGGAGCUAUCGCUCACUUAGCUCAGAUGAUCCUGAACCCUGAUGCUAAACUGAAGCGUCAGGUGCUGUCAGCUCUAAGCCAAAUAGCAAAGCAUUCAGUGGAUCUUGCAGAGUUGGUGGUUGAAGCAGAAAUUUUCCCAGUUGUGCUCACAUGCCUGAAGGACUCAGAUGAAUAUGUCAAGAAAAAUGGUGCAACUUUAAUUAGAGAGAUAGCAAAGCAUACGCCUGAGCUUUCACAGCUUAUAGUAAAUGCAGGUGGAGUUGCUGCUGUGAUUGAUUGUAUUGGCAGCUGCAGAGGGACUGUCAGACUGCCUGGCAUCAUGAUGCUUGGUUACGUAGCAGCUCAUUCGGAGAACCUGUCAAUGGCAGUGAUUGUCUCUAAGGGAAUACCACCACUGUGUGCCUGCUUGCUAGAAGAACAGGAAGAUCAUAUUAAGGCAGCAGCUGCUUGGGCCUUGGGCCAGGUUGGAAGACAUACUCCUGCGCAUGCACGUGCUGUUGCAGUAGCAAACGUGCUACCUACACUGCUUGCUAUGUAUGUGGACACACGCAGUUCAGAAGACCUUCAAAUGAAAACUAAAAAAGCCUUAAAGAACAUCCUUCAGAAAUGCACCUAUCUUCCGGCACUUGAACCAUUGCUGCAUGAUGCCCCUCCCAAUAUUAUGAAACAUAUUGUUGGGCAGUUUAGUAAGGUGUUACCACAUGACAGUAAAGCACGUCGUCUCUUUGUAACAACUGGUGGACUUAAAAAGGUUCAAGAAAUAAAAGCAGAGCCUGGGUCACUUCUUCAAGAAUAUAUCAACACUAUUAACAAUUGCUAUCCAGAAGAAAUAGUAAGGUAUUAUUCCCCUGGAUAUUCUGAGAUGCUUCUGGAAAGGGUGGAAAAUUACCAUCCAGUUUUAUAAACCUCAAAAUUUUUAUUAGAGCUGUAAUACAAAUACAGCCGUUGAAACUUGUUUGAUUCUGAAAUCUUCUACUGUUUGAACUACUGAAAGAGCUCGGCAAUUCCAGCAAGCUGUAUUUUGUUCUUUAUAAACUUGUUUGUUGCUAAGUUUUUGUUCCUUUUUGUUUUUCUCUGACAUCACUCCCAUUUGCAGCAUAUAUGAAUGGAAUUUCAUGCAGGGGUGAUGAUUUAUCACAGAAGCUUUUUUAGAAUCGGUCAUUUCCUUUUCCUUCCACAAGAAAGGUUUGUUGUUAUCUCAUUCAAAUUUUAGCCUUUUCAGUACUGUAACCAUUUUCCCCUUUUGCCUCUGCAUAUUGUUUAGAGCUUCCCAAGCUUGAUGAGGGGGAAAAAGCUGGCUCCUGUGCUUUUUCUAAUUAUGGAAUCCAUUCUGUGGUGAGGUAUUGCCUACUGCUACCUUUCAGAAAGCAAAGUGAUAUGAUUUUGCAUCUCCAAACAUGUUAGUAGCUGCUAUACGUAAAGAAAUAAUCAGAUCUGAUGGUGAUAAAAGGGUUGAAUUCUGCAUGAUAUGUGACAGUCUGGUGGUCCUGGCAUGGUAGAGGAUACAUCUUCUCAAAAGUUCUAAUUCAGGCAGGAUUCACUGUGGAGGGAAGCAGCAAUACCCUGUUUGGUGUAUGCAUUGUUGUUCUUCUUGGAAAGGACAGAGUGAACUUAGAACUUCCAUGGGCACAAAGGACCCUCCGAGGUUCGUCUGCAUUUGGAUCAGCAGCAAAUUUAUGCAGCUCAGAAGAGAAAACUGCUUGGUUGCAGGAAGAGUGUUAGCAAAGUUCUGAGCACGUUCAGAGGGGACCCGCGUGAUGGGACUAAGGCUGUUCAGUACUUGUUCUUCAAGAGCUGAAAUUACUGCAGAAUUGAGUUGAAACACACUUGAAACUUAGUCUUGAAGUUGCAGAAUGCAUUGACGUGGAGGUUAUUGGAGAUGUGAGCUCUUGUUUGUCUGUAGAACAUCCUGAGAGAUUAGAGUGAAAAGACUUUUACAUUCUGCUUAUUCCUCUGGUGUACUGUAGCAGCGGGGAGCAGCGUACAACCCUUUAGUAUUGCCUAAUAUGUAAAUGUAAUUUACCAUUUUUUGUUCUUCUAACCAUUUUUCUUUUCCUCGGAUGCAGCUGUUUCUUGUGGGUUUUUUUAAUUUUUUUUUUUUUCCCAAAGGGUAAUAAAGAGUGUUUCUGGAACGGGAUGUUGAAAUACUGGCAGCCACAAGGAAAGACAAUAUUUGAAAACCCCCGCAGGAGACAAACUUGUCUACUUUCUUAAACAUAUUAACUGAUUGAGUUUAUAAAGCAGGGAUAGUCUCCUCUAUUACUCGUAAAACAGGAGCAAAAACUUAUUGCAGUUGGAAAUGAUUUAGAGUGGCUUUUCUCUGCAAAAUUCCAAAUGACUAUUUUCUUUUAUCCUUGUCAGCGUAUUUUUCAACAGUUCACAAAAACAUUGAUGGGCUAUCUUGUGUAAAGGUUUAAUUCUACAGAGGGCUGUACGGCUCCUGUGAGGUACUUGAUGCCCUCAGACUGCUCUUCAAGAGGAGCAGGGGAUGCAUGGUACCUUGUUGUAUGGAGUCUGAGAUGGAAACUCUUGGUGACAUGAAUGCUGGUAUAGAAACCCCACCAGCUGGGUUUUUUCCUUAGCACACAUCAGAGUGAAAAGUCUUGGAACUGACUAGCUUCUACUAAAUGCCUUUUCAGUUUUGGUGUUCAUAUUCUGACAUUAUUAAUGCUAGGACACUAGUAGAAAAAACAUUAGGUCUAUUAAAAAGAUUUUUGUAAUAAUUUUCUCAUACACAUUAUGGAUAUUUAAAAAUAAACUCUUAUACAGUCUCUAAAAGAAAAUGUAAUGGAAAGUCUUCCAGACAGUCUUGAAGGAUCUGAAGCCUUUAUUUUCCCUAACAGAACAGAAAUGGUGCAGAGGGCUGAACGCAGUCGCAGUGCAGAUGGGAGGCAGGGUAGGCAUGGAGCUGUGUACUGUCCUGGUUUCAGCUGGGAUAGGGUUAAUUUUCUUCUUGGUAGCUGGUGCAGUGCUGUGUUUUGGAUUUGGUGUGAGAACAACCCUGAUAGCACACUGAUGUUUUUGGGUGUUGCUGGGUGAUGUUUAUACUAAAUCAAGGACUUUUCAGUUCCUUGGGCCCUGCCAGUGAGAGGGCUGGAGGGGCACAAGAAGCUGGGAGGGGACACAGUCAGGGCAGCUGACCCGAAGUAGCCAAAGGGAUAUUCCAUACCAUAUGACAUCAUGCUGAGUGUAUAAUCUGGGGGAAGAAGGAAGAGGGGGGGACAUCUGGCAUUAUGGUGUUUGUCUUCCCGAGUAACUGUUACAUGUGAUGGAGCCUGGCUUUGCUGGAGGUGGCUGAGCACCUGCCUGCCCAUGGGAAGUACUGAAUGAAUCCCUUGUUUUGCUUUGCUUGCAUGCACGGCUUUGGAUUUACCUAUUCAAUUGUUCUUAUCUCAACCCUUGAGUUUUACAUUUCUUUCUGAUUCUCCUCCCCAUCCCUCUGGGUGAGGGGGCUUGAGCAAGCGGCUGCGUGAUGCUUGGUUGUCAGCUGAGGUUAAACCACGACAGUACCCAUAGCUGCAUCGUGUGCUUGGGAGCACUCCCACACCAUACAAUGCUAAUGUAUAUGUUUUGUGCAGAGAGAGCAAAGAGGCUUCAGUCCUCUGACAAACGUACUCCUGCUGUGUCACACUGUGAUUACACUGUAAGGAUUCUACAGAGUUAAAUUUCAACGCCUAAACAAUUUGUUCACAGUCUUUUCACAGUCUUUUUCUGAUUCCUGGCAAAGGAAAUGAUUGCACAAGGGAAACCUUCAAAUCUAUCUGAUUGUGCAGAGCACAAUCUAAAUCAGACGUAGCAUAAAUACAUCUUUACACCAGCUAGGCAGUUCUGUCCUAGGCCAGUGACUGUUUGGCCUCUUGUUGCGGGACUUCCCUGGACAAUGUCGCAUGCCAUUAAGUUGUGACAGUGUGAAGUCCUCUCCCACAUACUUUGAGACACCCUGAGCUCUCCUUUGCUGGCAGGCUGCUUCCCUGCAUUGUAUAUACACCUUGUGGCUGGAGGCUUCUCUGGAGUUACAAAGUAGAUCUAGCCCUUUACAGCAGAAUUAUCACUAAUGUGUAUUUUAGGCUUACAUUACUAGGGCAAGAGUUGGGGUUUUUUUCCAGUACUGUUUCACAAGCUCAGCGUUUCUAUUGCAUCCUCUCAUUUGGCUUAAGUCAUCAUCUAAAACUAUAUUAAUGUUUGUAAUUGCUACUCUGGCAGGCUUCAAGUGUGUAUCAUUUGUCUCAAUUUCAUAGAAUAAAAUGUAGAUUUGCAUUUUAAUUCAUUGUGUAAAUGCUGUUUUCAUGCUAGUUUGUGACUGAUGCUAGAGAAGAUGAACAGGCUCAUUUUGCAGCUUAAGCCUGACACCACCUUUGGAUGUUUGUCUCAGUUUGCCACCGAACAGUGCCUACUUCUGAGCUUAGGACAUACAAGCAUUUCAAGUAAGUGUCCAUCUCACAGAGGUAGCUUAUUAAUAGACACAAAGAAAAUUAAGCCAGUGUUUUGGCAGAAAUAAAUCUAAGCAGAAACAGUCCUUAAAUAAUUUUGCCAGUUCCUUUGACUGCAGCAUUGGGAUAUUGCCACCCAAGUCUUUAAAGAUCUUCUCUGGAGGCCUGAGCCAUGAUUUUUGUCUACAUUACUACAGCUAUUAUUAAAUCUACAGAUGUAAACCAGGGCUUUGAAAGAAAUGUGGAUGUGUAAAACUUUACCAUAUUUCAUUCAGUGGAUGGAUUAAUUGGCCUACAAAAGCUCCAUUUUUGUUUGAAUGACUGGAAACCAAGAGGAUCCGAAAAGAGGAAAUUCAAGGAGUUUAGCUCUUGUGCAUAUAGCGCAUAUAGUAUGUUCUGCAAGUGUUGUACAGAGGGAUUUACCAAGGGAUCGCUUUGUCUCAUCUGAAGUAAUCAGUCUGCUGGAGAUCUGCAUCUUAACAAACAAUAUCAUGAAGGAGCUGAGUGGAACUGGUGAAGGAAGAAAGGAAUCUCAUUUUGUGAAGUAAAGCAUAAAGUUACUGUAAUUAGGAAGUGGAUGGAGUGUGAGUAGAUCCUCAAGUUCUUGACUUGGUCUAGGGGGUUGUGAAUUACCUCGGCCAAAAGGGAGUUUUAUGCAUAGGGGGGUGCAGUGGGGUAGCCUUCAGCUUCUGGUGUAAAUUGGAGUCCUCUGAUUUCUGGGCAUGUAGGGGUGGCUGACCAUUGUCCCUUCAGGUGAGGGAUCUGUGAAAACAUGCUUACCUCGGUAUUUUUCUUAAUGGCUGCUUGGUGUCCAGUAUCUUGGUGGUUAAGAGUUUUAGAUCUCCUUGUGUGAUUAGGUUAGAAAGGAAAUACGGAGCAGCACUAGAUUGCAAAGCCAGUGGUUCCACUUCUUGCACUGACAUAGGAUUGGUUUUAUGAUCUUGGAUAAUUAUUACAAAUCCCAAUGUAUCAUCAUCUUCAGCUGUGAAGUACCUGUUAUACUCCUUUUUUAACCUGCAGAAGGGCUGGGAAAAUUAAAUUCAUAUGAGAGGUUGAUGCAGCGGAACUUAAGUUCUUUAUGACUAAUACCAUAUUCAGAAAGGAAUAUUGUUCAAGAACUGACAAAAAUUUACCUAAGACUCUUAGAGAUGCUGAUUUUUAGAAUUUGAGUUGAACUAAAAGCCAGUGGGUUUUGUGAGUUUCCUCAUCUGACACAAUUUCAAUGGAUCUUGGAGAAAGAGGAAAUUACAAUGUCUCUCAUGACUAUAGUAAAACUAUUGAUGUCAUUUUUGUAUAAUACUUAACUGUUAAUAUUGAUGCUACUAUGCUGUAUUCUGCAGUCAGCUCUAUAAUUUAGCUAGUGAAAAUACCUAUUAUAUUAUUACCACUGUACUGUAUUUCUAGAUACUGCACAAAAGAUUGAAUUAAAAAAUACAUAUAAGCAAUACUAAUGCAUAUUUUGAUGAUGAGAAUGCCUUUUAAACCAGUAAAUUGUAUUGUGCUGCCUUUCACAAGAGGUUACUCUUACUUGGGUUAAACACAUUUUGUAGUUGCUUGUGUUCUCUCUCAGAGGUCUGAUCACAAGGCUCGCUGAAUUCUCAGCGAAGUGCUGAGGACCGUGAUCUACUGUCUGUAACAGAAACUGGUUGUGUUCACUAUCGCACAUCAGCAAGCUAUGGAGAAGAACAAUGUGAGUGUACUGAUGCCAUCAUCUUAGCAGAUUUCCACAGAGGUUUUGAAGGCUUGCAUUUUCUUCAGAAAAGUACACUUAUUCUAACCAGUUCCUACCUCCAAACAGAGUUAAAGAAUAGGUACCCAGAUUAACUUUAACUGUUCUAUAUUUUGUUCCUUUUAUAAAAAAAAAAUUUUUUUUGAGAGGGGAGAAAGCAUGUUAAUGUCUUUCUAAAAAACAAGGUUCUUGAUUAUAUUUUGUGUCAAAAUUGGCAACAAAACUCUUUGUAAUCUUGUGACAAGAUUUGUGCCCUUUCUUUUCAAGGGAGGUUUUGUCUUCACUGAUACAGACUAGUGGUGUGUUUUAUCCCUGUUCUAUUUAUAAUUGGGUCUGAUGGCCUCUGUACAUGCUCACCUUUUAAUAUUAGGGCAGUGUUAAAGCCAUUAUCAACCUAAAAGGUUGGAUUACUACCAAGAUGCAGCCUUUGUUGCCCCACAGUGCCAUAAAUUACAUUACAAUCUAUUGCUGAAAAAUUAAUAAUAUACAAUGUAGAGGUCUGAUGGAAUCACGUUAAUGAGAACACUGAAGCUUCAUUGACUUGCAAUAUCAUUGGAGCUCUGAGACAGGUUUAUAGCCUUGUGCAACGUAUAUUUGUGUUGGUUUAGACACAGUAUUUAUUUGGUCACACCCAGUUAAAUGUUUCCUUACUAAAUUAAAAGAAAUACUGGUUAGUUCAAUGAGCUACAAAGGUAUAUAGCAUAAUUUCAGGUUCUCAAGUCACAGAAAAUAAGCCCCAACAAUGGAAAUUGCUAGAGGAUCAAAAAUGAUGGUUAUACUAGAGUGAAUAUGAACAAAGAGGGAAGGGAGUUUUACUGAGUUGGGCAAAGUUAAUUCUUUAUGACUUGAGCAAUGUGUAAAAUUCAGGAAGAACAGCUGCCAUUUGUAGUCUGCUCUGAUCUUUAGGCAACCCCUUCCUGUUACACUUGCACAACGCACACAUGCACACUUGCAAGCAUGGUCAACCAAAAUGUAGUUGUAAUGAUUUCUGUCUUUGCUUUCACAAAGCUUGCCCCUGUAAAGCAUCUUUAGUGGCUGGAGGAGAGCAGGUCAUUGGCAGGUCCUUUGCUCACUAAUGCCAGCUUUAUGGUACUAAUUUCCAUUAAGGUCAGCAGCACCCACCUGAUUUCCGUUGCAGCAAGAAUCAGGCACUGGAUCUGCAUCAGCUAUACUCCUUUGUGCCCUGAACAGCUCUGCUUCUUGCUGGAAACUAAGCAGAAGUGAUAAAAUUACUCUUUUUUUCUUCCCCAAUCGUGCUUCAAAUGAGGGAACAGUAGGAAAAUCUUUCUAGAGCUUUUGGGGAAUGGCUCAUGCUCUGUGUUGGAGACUGAAUCCCCAGCUGUGCAGAGCAUGAGAUAGAAAGGGAGACUGGAAGAAUCGCUAACAUACUGGUGUUGCAGCUAUUACCUGCUUUGGGAAAUGAAUAUGUAAGGAAGCUUCAAGUUUUCUAUCUCCUUUCAUGAGUAAUACUUCCUUGCUGUGGCCGUCUCCAGGUUUGGUCAUGGGGCUUGUCUCUUCCUCCAACUUUGGGGCCAGGCAGUUGCAUCGGUUGGUGAUGCAGUGGCAGUGCCGCUCAUGCCAGCCUAGUAUUGGAUCGUGAUUCCUACAGACAUUUUUGUUUUAUGGGAAUGGAAAGGAGGAUAACUCCAGUGAUUCUAUGAUCAGUUUAACAAUAUGAAACUUUCUUGCUUUUAGUCACUCCAAAGCAAAUCCUGCAGUAGUUUAUCUGUGAAGACUGCAAGGGCUUGGAGCACACCAGAAUCCAGGAGGCAGGGAAGGGGGCAAGGAAAGCAGCCCUUGUGCCUGUGCUGCUUAUAUGCCACCAUAGCCACAGAGAUGCAGCUGAAAUCAGUCUGUCCUUAAUUGCAUGGAUUAAGACCCCACCCUUCCCUAGAAAAGACAAAGUACAGCGUAUACCCAUAGGGCUGAGAGGAUUUAUAGAUUCCUCUCCCCUUCUCCAUCCCAUGUCCAUUUGGCAGCAGUGCACCAGCCUUGCCUGGUUGGGUCUGGCACAGGGAGAACUUCCACCUCCUCAGGAUGUCCCAGGAGUGUUGUUCAUUAGUGCUUUGAAGUUGAAAACUGCUCUGAGUGCUAAGUGUUAUUACUGUUUACCAGUGUGAUCAAUGUGUAGCUGACCUUAACUCAUUUUCUUGUGGUAAUUCCCUUGGUUAAAGUGGAGAACAUGAACUGUUUUGAUGGCAGUGUUUUAAGAAGCUGCCAUUUCAGAAGCUAUAGCUGUGCCUGUGAUACAUCGCCUUGUCUGACAGCAAGAGGGGAAACUUGGCUUUCUCUCUGAGGUGUGGAGCUCCAGUUUGGACCAUCUCCCCAUAUUUAUGUAUCUUUUUAUAUCAGGCACGACCUACUAGUAACAAAAUCUGCUAAUGUUUUUGCCAUUGACUCGAAUUAUCAUGAGGUCAUGAAUCAUUAUUUUAGGCCUAGCCCUUCCCCCUCCCAAGGAUUUUUUAAAAUCCUGAUUUUUUUGUUUAUGUUAAUGUAGUUGUACAAUGGGAACGUUUGGUAAAAUUGCUGUUUGAUUUACAAUAGAAGAAUGCUUUAGCAGCUGUUUCAUAGCAGUUUAACUACUCUGACCUAAAUGACUGUUCUUAAGCGAUUGAAAAGUGAUUGAAAAGGUGAAAAAGUCCAGGACUGUCCUCUCUUGUAUUUUGUGUGCAUCUUUUUAAAAAUAUCUUUGGAACGGCUUUACAAACAAUUUGAGUUCCUCCGCAGAAUUCAGAUGAGAGAAAAGAAUGUCAGUUUACUGGGACUUGUUCUCUGACCACCUGAGAAAAAUGAGGUUUUCAUCUUCUUGAGCAUCAUCUGGAGUUAUAAUAAAAAAUGUGCUCUCAGCUGGAUUCCUUCUGUGUGAAAAUGGAGCUACAUCAUUGCACACCUAAAGGAAGGACACAGAACUACAAAAGCAAUCUGAAACCUGGAUUUUUCCUGCUCCUCAGAGACCACAGAUAAUUUUCUGUAAUCUUAAUGAAAAUGAUUUGAAUCUUGAAGGAGGGAUAUACCUUUCCUUUCCCCUCAACCUAAGUGGUCCAAAGGACCAGACCUAGAGAUCCUUUUAUACACAGUUAAGUCACCUGUCAGGUUCAUAGUGUGAAACCCCCUUGCAAUAGCUGUUAAGGAACUGAAAAAGAUCUACAAAACAAAAAGGUAAUUUGCGAAAAUUCACUAGUAAGGUAAUAAAACUUAAGCUGAAUGUUCAUUCCAAUCUGUUGCAGAUGAAUGAAAUGUGGUGCUAGUGUGUUGGAAUCCUGGGGUGGUAAGACACACGAAGAAUACAUAAAAGAUGAAUGUUAGUUAAAUAGUGCUGUUGAGAGGCCAUCCUGCUUGUCUGGGGAGCUGGUCCUGAAAAUUCUCAGCCAGGCAGAAGCUUUUGUUGAUUUGAGGGUGACUGUGCACUGAAGGAAGGUUCCCGGGCCUGGGCAUAUGGCAGUCAGAUGACGGCGGCACAGCUCCCGUGAUGUGCUCUGGGCUGGUGGGAUGGUUAGAUGACAAAACUCUGCAACUUCACACAAGUGCACUGUAAUUUGAAGCUGUUCUGCAGGGAACUGUAGGCAGCAAGUACAGUUUGUAAGCCUGAUAAAAAUUCCAUUGUUUAACCACCAUCGAUUUACUGCUGCAGGUUGGCAAACCAAGUGAAAGAACAAAGCAACGGAGAGAUUGGAUCUGGCUUCAUAAUGCAGUUGAAAAACUCCUCAUUUGAAGAGUGUUUACCAUAGCCCCCAAAGCAGAGCAUGAGGUCUUCUCUGUCUUCAGUUGCUGUAUCGUUGUGCCUUGAGCGGACAGCUGGUUCAUCUGCUUCCUUCCCUUUUUCCUGCUGAAUGAAAUAGUGGUUCAGUCAGUUUUGUCUGGAUUUCCUUCAUCUUGCCUGUCUUUUUGGUUUUUAAUUCUUUCAUUUGCUUUAACUCAAAUUCACUGAUACACAUAUCUCCUACAUGACUUUAUCUGUGGGAGAGAGGCAAGAAUCUCUCCUUCAGCUCCUUCGGAUGCUUUUACAGACCUCUGAGUACUCUUCUGUUCCUUGAUUCCAGGUUGUGAUGCACUUAAAUAAUUUGUCCUGUGUUUUUGUUUAUUUGACUAGUUACUCUUUAUGUCUUCUUCAGCCCGUGUGAAUUACCACUCCACACAUUGCUUGCCAGAGUUCACAGUCUUUUUGUUUGACUUUACUUUUUCCAAGACUGGUUACUGAGUCUUGGCAGAAUUGUUACAGCAUUUCGGAAACAGCUGGUUUUUGCUGUGACAAUAGGCUGAUGUAUGCCUCAAAAGCAAACACACAGGCCUGCAUGUUAAAUGCUUACAGUGUCGUGACAAGCACAACCAGUUUUUUUAAGUCCUUUAAAAAAAAAACAAGGUGGAGAUUCAAAAUAGGAAAUAAUUGAGAAGAAAUAUUCCUAAACUGAGGAGCAGGCGUGCUUGAGAUUAGCCACACAGUAUCAGCUGUGAGGAAAAUUGCAAAGAAGAUCUCUUGCAGUGAAAGACUUCAAGAGGAGAGGAAAACACCAUGGGCCCCAUGAUGUCCUGUGUAUAGGCAACGUAGCACGUGCGUGCCUGCACAAUUUCUGCUGGGUUGUAUCCCAAUAAAGGUAUCAUGAAGCAAAUGCAGCUCUACUUACCCAGCAAGACAGGGUGUUCUUAUUUUACAGAAUUUGUUUAUUGCUUCAAAUAAACUG
Molecule: messenger RNA, 11535 nt
Organism: Falco peregrinus (peregrine falcon)
Lineage: Eukaryota; Metazoa; Chordata; Aves; Falconiformes; Falconidae
Gene: SPAG6
Product: sperm associated antigen 6
Exons: 11
Coding region: 75-1601 (508 amino acids)
Biological process (GO): sperm axoneme assembly; epithelial cilium movement involved in extracellular fluid movement; filopodium assembly
Cellular component (GO): acrosomal vesicle; axoneme; microtubule cytoskeleton
Molecular function (GO): microtubule binding
Source: RefSeq, a predicted model, not a curated record